AUGGCAAAAUUCGUCACACAUCAAGUCCUGGGCACCACCCUUCAUACCACUGAUAGGUAUACGGAUUUACAAGCACGAGGUCUUGGUACCUCUGGGUUGAUCAACAUGACAGAUAUCUUCAUCUCACCAGCGGAAGAUCUUUAUAUUGUGAUGGACUGUUGCAUGACAGAUCUUCAUCAUUUGAUCCAAUCAGCAUCAAAGCCAUUGGAGGGCAAGUUCAUCCAGUUCUUCACCUACCAACUACUGCGAGGGUUGAAAUACAUUCACUCUGCCGGGGUGAUCCAUCGUGAUCUAAAACCAAGUAACAUUUUGGUCAACGAAAACUGCGACUUGAAGAUUUGUGACUUUGGUCUAGCUCGAGAACAAGGUCACCAGAUGACUGGUUAUGUUGCCACACGGUAUUAUCGAGCUCCAGAGAUCAUGUUGACUUGGCAGAGAUACAGCUAUGCGGUGGAUAUUUGGAGUACUGGGUGCAUUGUGGCAGAGAUGCUCUUAGGGAAAGCCUUAUUACCGGGCAAAGACAAUGUGCAUCAGUUCAGACUGAUUACUGAGAUCUUUGGAAAGCCACCAAAAGAGGUCAUGAAGACAAUUUAUAGUGACAUUACGAUGAAGUUUGUGAACUCUCUACCUCAAUCGAAACCUCGGUCACUUGGAGAUACCCUGGGGGAUGUUGACCCUGAAACCAUUCAUCUCUUGGAGAAAAUGCUUGUUAUAGAUCCACAAAAGAGAAUUACAGCGGCAGAUGCACUAAUCCAUCCAUACGUUUCGACCUACCAAGACUCUGACGACGAACCCGAGUGCGAGAAGCAAAUUGAUUGGUCUCUGUUGGAUUCAGAACUGACUAUAGAUGACUGGAAGUGCAAAAUGUAUUCGGAGAUUCUGAAUUAUCACCAUGGUUCUUGCAACUGGGAAGACAGUAACACGAAAGCCCAGGGCAAUUUUGAGAAUUGGCUGCACAAGGAGAUGAUGGUGGACACAUAUUAA
Messenger RNA from Penicillium griseofulvum, 984 nucleotides. RefSeq lists its product as uncharacterized. Gene Ontology annotation, cellular component: cytoplasm; nucleus. The record is from RefSeq and is a predicted model, not a curated record. Bases 1 to 984 code for a protein of 327 amino acids. The transcript has 7 exons. Gene Ontology annotation, biological process: stress-activated MAPK cascade; protein phosphorylation; cellular response to oxidative stress. Gene Ontology annotation, molecular function: protein serine/threonine kinase activity; ATP binding. Lineage: Eukaryota; Fungi; Ascomycota; Eurotiomycetes; Eurotiales; Aspergillaceae.